Chlorella variabilis is the source of this 1137-nucleotide messenger RNA. RefSeq lists its product as hypothetical. Gene Ontology annotation, biological process: protein phosphorylation. The transcript has 9 exons. The record is from RefSeq and is a predicted model, not a curated record. Gene Ontology annotation, molecular function: protein kinase activity; protein serine/threonine kinase activator activity; ATP binding. The annotation marks the transcript as partial. NCBI's taxonomy places the organism in Eukaryota, Viridiplantae, Chlorophyta, Trebouxiophyceae, Chlorellales, Chlorellaceae.
AAUUAUGACCUGGUGGAGGAGUGCGGCCGGGGUGUCAGUGCCACGGUGUACCGUGCCAUCUGCAAGACCUACAACGAGGAGGUUGCAGUGAAGCUGCUGGACCUGGAAAACAUGAAUUGCAGCCUGGAUGAAAUUGUGCGCGAGGCGCAGACUAUGCGCCAGCUCAACCAUCCCAACCUCCUGCCGCUCUACUGCUCCUUUGUGCACAAGGAGCACCUGUGGAUGGUCAUGCCCUACGUGCAGGGCGGCUCGGUGCUCAACAUCAUGCGCUUCGCAUACCCAGAUGGCCUGGAGGAGCCUGUGAUUGCGACCAUCAUGAAGGAUGUGCUCAAGGCGCUCGAGUACCUGCACCGCCAGGGCAUCAUCCACAGAGACAUCAAGGCGGGCAACAUCCUGUUGGACAAUGGCGGCCAGGUGCUGCUGGCGGACUUUGGGGUGGCUGCCACGCUGGAGCGCGGCGGCUCCUGGGGCAACCGCAUGAUGAGCCGCAACACGUUUGUGGGCACGCCCUGCUGGAUGGCGCCGGAGGUCAUGGAGCAGAGCCAGGGAUACGACGCCCGCGCCGACAUCUGGUCGUUUGGCAUCACGCUGCUGGAGCUGGCGCACGGCCACGCGCCGUUUGCGCGCCUGCCGCCCAUGAAGGUGCUGCUGAUGACCAUCCAGAACCCGCCGCCCACGCUGGACACGGAGACCAGCAAGAAGCACUUCAGCAAGGCGAUGCGGGAGCUGGUGGCCAAGUGCCUGGUCAAGGACCCCACCAAGCGCCCCACCGCGGCGCAGCUCCUAGACAACAAGUUCUUCAAGACAGCUCACGACAACCAGUACUUGCAGAAGCACCUGCUGGUGGGCCUGCCACCCGCCCCGGAGCGCGUGCAGCUGAUGCGGCAAGGCCACGCCGCGCGCCAGGAGGUGCAGGACAAGGACAUCCUGGCCAGCCAGCAGGAGUAUCGCAAGGGCGUCUCCUCCUGGAACUUUGAUGUGGCGGCGCUCAAGGCGGCGGCGGCGGCGGCGCGGGAGGACGAGGAGGACCGCCUGCCGCCCAUCUCAGAGCACUCGGGUGCGCCGCCCGGGUGGUUGGCUGGGCAGCUGGGUGGGUGGUGUGCUGGGUGGCUUGGGCAUGGGAGAGGGACGGGGUAG